Messenger RNA from Penicillium taxi, 573 nucleotides. Its product is annotated as 1-aminocyclopropane-1-carboxylate oxidase. The transcript is spliced from 3 exons. Lineage: Eukaryota; Fungi; Ascomycota; Eurotiomycetes; Eurotiales; Aspergillaceae. Bases 1 to 573 code for a protein of 190 amino acids. The record is from RefSeq and is a predicted model, not a curated record.
AUGACGAGCACAGAAAACUUGGAUUAUGUUCAGGUACCAGAAACUUCAGAGUGUCUGGAUUGGGCGGAUCUGAGAACAUUGGAUCUUUCAAAAUUCGAUCGUCCAGGAGGUAAACAAGAGCUUGUAGCAGAUUUUAUAAGAGCGAUUGACGACGUUGGGUUUUUCUAUGUCAAAAACCAUGGGAUCACCAGGGAGGAGGUUGACACUCAAUUCGCUCUUGCAAAUUCUGUUCUGCUACUUCCAAAUGAAGAAAAGCUAAAGUACCGAGCAGCUCUUGAAGAAGGUGAUUACAAUGGCUGGAAGCCGGCUGGUACCAGAACUCUCAUACCUGGAAUCAAAGACAACUUUGAGAUCUACAAUAUCCCAAAGUUUAUCCCCGAAUAUGCAAAUAGGAAGCACCCCGAAAUUGUCAAGCAAAAUCUGCAAGCCAUUGAGAAAUUUUCAAAGCAGAUCCAUGAUCAAAUCGUGCGAAAGCUCUUGAUCAUCUUUGCCCUUGCACUCGGACUUGAAGACGAGGAAUGGUUUGUCGAGAAGCACCGAAGAGAACAAAAAGCUGCAGAAUGUUUGGCUUAA